AUUCCACUGGGAAUGAAGCGCCUCCCCUUUUAUCGCACGGUUGAGUUUCUCCCGGAGCUGUAGUCGCUCUCUUCACUCGCACAUUUGCCGUCAGUCGUUGGAGGAACUCCGGCGGAUGUCAGUUAUCUUGUUUUGUUCUAGAAAAGCUGCUCUUUCUCUUGUCCUUUUGUGGAAUAAAAAGCGCGAGCAGUGGGAAGUUUUGUCACUUCUCUGUGUCAUUAUUGUGAUCGACAUGAAGAAACGCGAAAUAAAGCAUCCAAAUUGGCUGAAGGACUGAAAUAGGCCUCCUGCCCUCACUCCACCACACACCAGUACGUUUGGAAGCAGAGCUGCCAUGGCCAAGUGGCUGAAAGACUACCUGAGCUUUGGCAGCAGGAAGAUUCCUCCACAGCCGCCCACACCAGACUACACCGAGAGUGAGAUCCUUAAAGCCUACCGGCUCCAGAGGGACCUGGACUUCGAGGAUCCCUACGAGGAAUCCGAAAACAGGUCCAGGGGCGAGUCUGGGACUUCCGACCCCGCCACACCUGUGUAUGGGUCUCCCAUGAAGUCAUCCACUGUGGACAUGAAAUCUCCCAAACACAGACUGAUCAAAGUGGACUCCCAGGAGCUGGGGCGCACCAAGAUCCUCCUUAGUGCCAUCUCUUUGGAGGACCAGCAAGAGCCUGUGGUGCCGUCUGCUCCAUUGGCAGGCGACACAGAUUAUUCUGACCCAUUCGAUGCUCGCUUGGACCACAGGUCGGAACCAGACCUCAGACCUGUUCCCUGCGAGAACAACGGCUACAUGGAACCAUAUGAGGCCCAGAGAGUCAUAACAGAGCUGCAGCGUGGCCCAGGAGGAGGACGGCCGCGGGGCGGGGUUCAGCUCUACGACACCCCCUAUGAAGAUGAACGAGGCCAGCGCCUGGGUCUAGUGUACGGGGAACCUCAGGAGGAGGGCAAGGAGAGCAGCAGGCUGCCACAAGAUGAUGAGAGACCGGCUGAUGAGUAUGACCAACCCUGGGAAUGGAAAAAGGAUCACAUCUCCAAAGCUUUUGCAGAAAUGAGGGAGUUGUCGGAGUUGCCCUGGCCUGCCCCAGUGGGUCAGCUGGAGGAGCCCCCUGUCAGAGAGCAAGUGCAGUUUGAUGGCGCAGAGUGGGACCGCUCCUCGUCGCCCACAGAGCGGUUGCGUCCCACAGGGCCCAGGUCCAGCCCGCUGGCAGGAGGGGGGAUGAAGUUCCGAAUGCCGCAGGAAGGCCUCGCCAUUGUUGGGGAGAGAGUGGACCCUACUCUGCCUCUGGAGAAGCAGGUAUGGUACCAUGGUUCACUGUCCCGUUUGGAGGCAGAGUCGCUGCUAACUCUAUGUAAAGAGUGUAGCUACCUGGUGAGGAACAGUCAGACCAACCGCUCUGAUUACUCCCUUUCCCUACGCUGCCAGGGUUUCAUGCACAUGAAGUUCACCCAGUGUAAAGAUGGCAAGUACGUGCUGGGACAGAACAGCCCUCCCUUUGACACCAUCCCAGAAGUCAUCCACUUCUACACCUCGCACAAACUCCCGAUCCGAGGGGCCGAGCACCUGUCCCUGCUGUUCCCCGUGCUGGUGCAGACACUCUGACUGACCCUGACACUCUUCCUGGUCCUCCAGGAAUUCGUUGUGAUUGGACACGUAAAACUUGAAUGUUUGACGGUAUCUUCCCAGCGGAGCGCUAGUUGUCUCUUCUUGUUGGACUGGACUACUUUUGAUGAUUCAACACACCAGGGGAUAAUGCCCUCACCCACCACUGCUGUUGUACCUGUGCCAAGUGUCUCUAACAUCCAGAGGGACUGAUUCACAUGAAAUGCAAUACCUGAACUUCAGGCCACCUUUGCUGUAACUCCCCUCUCUCAUCUCCUUGCUGAACCAAGGGGGCUGACUGUAAUGCAGAAUAAGUUAGCAGAGCUGUAGCUGCGAAAAAGUCUGUAUGUUCUGAAUGUACUGAUGCCCCAGUUUACAGAAGACCUGCAGACAAUUUAGAUUUAAUUACUGCUGUUCCAUAAAAAAACACCUCAUUGACACAGGUAAAAAUAUUGCUGUUGUUAGGUGAAAACCUCACAAGUCACAUUUAGCUGAUUUUUCAUGUUUAUACUAGAAUUAAUAAAUUCAAUUGUACUGUAUAACAUGUGAAACUUUUUUCAUCCUCUGGCUUGGGAGACCCUUUUGUAAAUGUUGGAAAAUUCACGUUUUCCAAUCAAAAAACCAAUGCUAUUUUCGAAAAUAUAAGGGUUUUACCAACAGCAGUUAUAUUUUAGAUGCUUUUCUACACAAAGCCACACCUGCUAAUUUUCAUCCAGUCUGUUCUGUACUGUCAUGCUGCUGUACGUUGAGGAUUUGCUUGAUAUAUCUCCAUGUUAUUUGUUGAUUGUUCAUCAUAAGCAACAGAGAAGCUGUGUUGUGGUGGUACUUGUGUUGACCUUUCUGACCUGUAUCUCUUGUUGGUUGCCUACGUUGCAUUUGGUAGACAAUACUGAGUGUGUAAAAAAGCAACCUGUCACUGCUGUCAUUGACUUUAUGCUAAGCUUUGAAGCUGAGCUGUAGGCUACAUAUGAAGCCAAGAAAUGCUAAUCAGCAAACACUGAACCCUCUCAAACAAACUCUCAAACUUUGUGACUGUUGGCCACAUUCUCACACUUCCUACAUAUUUGAUCGCAGAUUUUUCGUCUGGCCAAGUCAUUACAUGUUGGUGGCUGAGUUGUAUUUGAGUUAAAUGCUUGCCAUCUGGAAUGGGUUCCCAUGUGUGCUGCCUGGCUGCAGCGUUGUGUGACAAAAACUGAUUUUAGGAGAGAGACAAUUUCUACUAUUAUGACCAUUGGAAAUGACAAAUGGGAAAUGAUUUAAAUCAUUAUUUCUUAAUCCAAACAUCUAUAUAGACUUGGUUGUAUUAAUUGUUAUUAUUAUGGCCAUUUUGUCUCUAGUAAAAAAAUGAGAGGAUGUAUAAUUCA
Siniperca chuatsi (mandarin fish) is the source of this 2958-nucleotide messenger RNA. RefSeq names its product Src homology 2 domain containing transforming protein D, b (gene shdb). The record is from RefSeq and is a predicted model, not a curated record. Lineage: Eukaryota; Metazoa; Chordata; Actinopteri; Centrarchiformes; Sinipercidae. Gene Ontology annotation, molecular function: phosphotyrosine residue binding. The coding region runs from base 335 to 1594 and encodes 419 amino acids. The transcript is spliced from 8 exons.